UUACUAAAAAUCAAAGCGCCGCAAGCGGCGCUAUAUAGGAUCUUUGCUAAAAAUACUAAGGGGAAAAAAAAUGGCUUCGUACUUCGACGAAAUUCAAAAAUAUUUUCAGCACCACAACCGGACAAAAGAAUUGAAUGGAAACCAUACCGCCAAAGUACAUUCCGUUGGGUGGAGCUGUGAUGGUCGUCUUCUUGCGUCAGGAUCUUUCGACAAAACAGUUAGCGUGUUCCUUUUGGAGAGAGACCGAAUGUCAAGAGAAGCUACAUAUCGUGGUCACACAGACAGCGUAGAUCAACUGUGUUGGCAUCCAUUUCAUCCAGAGCUUUUUGUUACAGCAUCUGGUGAUAAGACUAUCAGAAUAUGGGAUGCAAGAGCCAACAAGACAGUAGCAACAGUCAACACAAAAGGUGAAAACAUAAAUAUUUGCUGGAGUCCGGAUGGGCAAACAAUUGCUGUUGGAAACAAAGAAGAUCUUGUGACCUUUGUGGAUGCCAGGUCACAUCGUGUCAAGACAGAAGAACAGUUCAAGUUUGAAGUCAAUGAAAUUUCAUGGAACAAUGAGAAUGACCUGUUUUUCCUGACAAAUGGACAUGGAUGUAUUAAUGUAUUAAGGUAAGCCUGCAUGUUACAUUUACUAU
Molecule: messenger RNA, 638 nt
Organism: Patiria miniata (bat star)
Lineage: Eukaryota; Metazoa; Echinodermata; Asteroidea; Valvatida; Asterinidae
Product: THO complex subunit 3-like
Exons: 3
Coding region: 71-616 (181 amino acids)
Biological process (GO): mRNA export from nucleus
Cellular component (GO): THO complex part of transcription export complex
Molecular function (GO): protein binding
Source: RefSeq, a predicted model, not a curated record